Messenger RNA from Dalotia coriaria, 621 nucleotides. Its product is annotated as trypsin-7-like. The record is from RefSeq and is a predicted model, not a curated record. The coding region runs from base 1 to 621 and encodes 206 amino acids. Lineage: Eukaryota; Metazoa; Arthropoda; Insecta; Coleoptera; Staphylinidae. Gene Ontology annotation, molecular function: serine-type endopeptidase activity. Gene Ontology annotation, biological process: proteolysis. The transcript is spliced from 3 exons.
AUGGACGAAGGACGCAUUGUAGGAGGAGAUCAAGUAUCAAUUGAAGAUUACCCUUAUCAAAUCUCAGUGCUAUAUCUCGGUUUGCACAUAUGUGGUGGAUCAAUCAUCUCGGAAUGUUAUGCAGUAACCGCCGGUCAUUGUACAGAUGGUAUCCAAGCUGCCACAUUGGCUGCACGUUACGGCAGCUCAAUACAAAACUUUGGUGGAUUAAUCAAUCCUGUACCUCAAGUCUUCCAACACCCAAAUUAUAAUAAGAACACUAUUGAUUAUGACAUCUCAGUGUUGAAGUGCUACUUACCUUUUUUGUACUGCCCACCUAUUCCUCUUUGUUCAAGUGAAGUCCCCAUGACCAGUUCAUCUGCGUUGUUUUUACAAGCAGCUGAGGUACCAGCUGUGUCUGAUGGGCAAUGCAAGGCGGUUUAUAGUGUUGCAGCUAUUACUCCUCGUAUGAUGUGCGCUGGAUAUCCACAAGGUGGCGCUGGUGUCUGUUAUGGAGAUUCCGGUGGUCCUCUGACAUUCAAUGGCGAGUUAUGUGGUAUUACCUCUUGGGGAAGAGGGUGUGCCCAACCAAAAAUAGUCCUGGUGUAUUUACUAAAGUGUUUGUGUUGUACGAUUACAUAA